Messenger RNA from Phalaenopsis equestris, 1398 nucleotides. RefSeq lists its product as uncharacterized. Lineage: Eukaryota; Viridiplantae; Streptophyta; Magnoliopsida; Asparagales; Orchidaceae. Bases 173 to 1264 code for a protein of 363 amino acids. The record is from RefSeq and is a predicted model, not a curated record. Gene Ontology annotation, molecular function: DNA binding. The transcript has 6 exons.
UUGAAAAUUAAAAAUAAUGAACCCUAUCCGACAAUCAACUGCGGACUGCCCUCCGCAACCUUAGGACUGCUUAUUUGCUCGCCAAGCUAAUUCAUUCUCAAGCUGACCGUCUAGCCAAGCACGUAUCUAGGGUUUAUCUCACGCUUACGGAGUAGAAUGAAGUUCAACUGCAAUGAUUUCAUCCCUAACCUCCGCGACAAAAUAUAAAGCAACCAUACCAUUUUGUUGCAUCCACCAUUUGUCUGAAAGUUUAGGGUCUGCUACCUCUUGUUCUCACCCAAAAGGCCACUCUCGUUGGUCUCUGCAGCUUCGAAUCAACAAGCCAUCAUCUAAGAUCAACUAUUCGCCUUUAAUGAAAGAUUCAUCUUUUCAAAAGUUGAAAAAAUUGAAUGACUCCAGUGAGAAAAGCCUAGAAUAUAUUUCACAGAUAGAUGAUUGUAGUAAUUCUAUUCGUUCUAAAAUCUCGGUGGGAGUGAGUGAUAAAGAGAGAGAAAGAAGGGGAAAAAUUGGAUUAGCGAAUAGGGGUAGAACUCCAUGGAACAAAGGAAGAAAGCACAAUGAAGAGACUCGAAUGAUUAUUAAGAAGAGGACUAUCGAGGCAUUAAAAGACCCAAAGGUUAGGAAAAAGAUGGCUGAUAGGCCUCAUUCUCAUAGUGAUCAGAGCAAAGCAAGGAUAAGUUCAAGUUUGAAAAGGUUUUGGUAUGAGUCGUUGAAACAUAAAAGGUUGCAAGAUAAACUCUAUUUUUCGUGGGCGAGAUACAUUGCAGAAGCAGCGAAACAAGGCAGCAAUGACGAAAGAGAACUGGAUUGGGAUAGUUACCAGAAAAUAAAGGCUGAUAUAAAUUUCCGGUAUAUUCAGGAGAGAGAAGAGAAAGCGAAAGAAACGCAAACUGCAAAAUUAUUUGCAGAAAAGGUUUCAAUGUACAGGGCUGCAAAACAUGCUCAGAAAAGGAGAAGGAAGGAAGAACUGGCCAAAACACAGUCUUCGUUGCGUCAAAACUUGUUAAACAAGAACAAGAAGAAGAAUGAUUAUGCGAGAGAUUUAAAGCUUGUGGAGAGACUGACUAAGAUCCAAUACGGCAAGAGGAUAUUGAAGAUUUCUGGUAGCAGUCAAAGAGAGAGCUUAUUUGGUGCCCAGCCAUCGGUAGAGAAGUUGGACUUGAAACUCAUUAAGGAAGAGAAAAUACAACGAAGUGUUUCGCUUGCAGAUCAACUCCAGACACUGAAGGACAAAAAGGUUGAGUUUUGUGCACGGCUCUUAUGAAGGACUUUACUUUUUUAAUAUAUGAGUUUAGGCCAAUAAAUUUAUAUUUCUGUAGAAUGCACUUUUUUUAUCAUGUUAGCCAACUUUCCUUGCCAUUACUAUUCCAAGCCUGUUGUAGCUGGUAGUAUAGUCGA